AGUUAACUUUAUGCAGAAGCUAAACAGGUCUCCGAUGGAGAAGCUUAUUAGGCCUUGCAACAAAGAAUACAUGAGGAUGGCCAUGCUAAAACACGAAGAAACUUUCAAAGAGCAGGUAUACGAACUUCACCGUUUGUACAGGAUUCAGAUUAUACUGAUGAAAAAUAUGGAAGCCAGCAGAGGUAUUGAUGUAAACCAACGAGGAUGGAGCUUUAAGAAUGCAAUUUUUGGUAAAUUCAAGAAUGCAAUUAGUUUAACUCAAGGUGGUCAUAAAAAAGGUGCACAGAAAAAUCCUAAAAUGAACAUUGAUUUGGAAAAUCCUGCUAGGGAGGACAUUGCAGAAUCAGACUGCGAUGGAAAUCUAGAGAUCAUAAAUGAGACCGAGAUUGAGCUGACACUAGGCCAUUCAAGUUACAACAGUUAGUAAGUCGAAACACCACUAACUUCAUAUUCAGGAUAUAGCUUGUCUUCUUCUACUGGACCCAACCUUAUAAACAAGACAAAAUGCAGGACCCAUCAUAGCAGUCAUGCAACUAGAGAAGAAUUAAGUGGAGGCAUAAUAGAUCUUGUCCAUGUGCCACAUUCAACCUCAGGGUGUCAAAGUGGAAUUAGAAACGGUUAUGAUAUUGAAGAACAAUCAAGACA
Molecule: messenger RNA, 645 nt
Organism: Gastrolobium bilobum
Lineage: Eukaryota; Viridiplantae; Streptophyta; Magnoliopsida; Fabales; Fabaceae
Exons: 2
Coding region: 11-424 (137 amino acids)
Source: RefSeq, a predicted model, not a curated record